This is a messenger RNA of Oreochromis aureus, 3458 nucleotides long. It is a transcript of the gene aldoca, whose product is annotated as aldolase C, fructose-bisphosphate, a. The transcript has 9 exons. Gene Ontology annotation, molecular function: fructose-bisphosphate aldolase activity. The record is from RefSeq and is a predicted model, not a curated record. Gene Ontology annotation, cellular component: cytosol. The coding region runs from base 1389 to 2528 and encodes 379 amino acids. Gene Ontology annotation, biological process: fructose 1,6-bisphosphate metabolic process; glycolytic process. NCBI's taxonomy places the organism in Eukaryota, Metazoa, Chordata, Actinopteri, Cichliformes, Cichlidae.
AUGGCCAACUUUCAGCCUUGGUUUGGCCUAUUUACAGGAGUGCUCACAAACCCACUGAGGACAACCAAUAAUAGGACAGAAAAUUGAGGACCAGAUAAAGUAUCAUCAUUAGAAGCUUUUAAUUAGGUAACAGAGAAAAAGUCGAGGGUCCCAGAGGAGGCAGCCACACAUAAUUGCUGUACUUCUUGAAGUCAUGAAUCUAUUUAAAGCUGCAUCUCCUGAAUGGGAGUGCACCAGCUCCUCCCACCACUGCCUCCUGACAUUGAAUUCCCUCUCAGGCCCUUGUCUUAGACAGGUCCACCAUGCCUGUGUUGUGGCUGUAUAGUGGCAGGCAGUCCAUUGACCCAUAUCUGCUUUUAGAGGCACACUGACCCACAAUAGUGAAGAGAGGAGUCCCCUGAAAUCCUGGAGGGCCAUCCCACAGACUCUCACCAAAUAGUAACAUUACAUAACUGAACACAACAGAAAACAUAUAGUUCAUGCAGCUUAUCCUGCAAAUGUGCACAGAGACACAGAGUGAGACUCAAGUAGUCACAAUCAAAUUCAAAAGCCAUGAAAUGAUCCCGACUGGCUGAUGAUAAGCAGCGUUCAAGUUUGCAUUUUAAACUUUUUAAACCAUUUGAAACUUUUCAUUUUCAAACAGAAAGCAAUUGCACAAAAUAAGGAAGCAAAAAAAAUGGUUGAAAACCUGCUCUUCAUAGUGGAAAUGAUCUAGUUGACCUAAUUUCCUUCUGAUUUGGCCCAUUUUGACAUGUUCUUUUACACUGACUGGAACCUGGAAAUGAUUUCCAUUUGUGGAACUUUCCAUCAUUUUUUUCACAGUUUAAAGCGCUGCGGAAAAGCCACUGAGUGCACGAAUUGCUCGGAGACUCAAACACCCCUGAGAAUUUGAGGGUGAAGAUCAAAUUAUCAGGAGAUUUCAAACCGUCCUCAGGGCACAUUUUUACUAAUUAGAGUAAAAAUAGCACACCACGGGGUGUGGUUAAACGCCUCAUUUAGGCCCUUAUUGGACAGAAGGUUCUGACUUAAUACAUGAUUUUGUGUUUUGCAAGCAACCUCCACAUGUGGGAAGCAUUAUUAAAAACAAUUUGCACGUAAAAGAUAAAGUAAACCAGUUAAAACGCCACGUUUCUAAGCAUUGCUGAGUCAAAGUGAGUGUGGCCAUGUGAAAAAUUCUAUAUCAAUGUGAUAAAAAUGGAGCUAAAUGAAUUAAAAAAAUCACUAUAUUUAAAUAGAACAAUGAAUCAUCACAUUUUUUUACUCAUGUGGGGCAAAGGUGGGCGUACACGCUCCGCCCAGGGGUGUUGGCUUGUGAGGUGUGACACACUUGAGCUGGAUACAAACUAAAGCUGGCAGGGAGGCUCCAUCAGUGUUCAUUGCGUCAGUAGAUGAGACCCAUCUUAAUUUCAGGCUGCUCAGAUAAUCAGUCACUCAGGAUGACGCAUCAGUUCCCAACGAUCUCCGAGGCUCAGAAGAGGGAGCUGCAUGAGACCGCUUUACGCAUAGUUUCUCCAGGGAAGGGCAUCCUGGCUGCAGAUGAGUCUGUAGGCAGUAUGGCUAAGCGGCUGGCUCAAGUUGGAGUGGAGAACACGGAGGAGAACCGCAGGCAGUAUCGCCAGAUCCUCUUCAGUGCGGACGAUCGCAUCAACAGCUGCAUCGGAGGGGUCAUCUUCUUCCACGAGACCCUGUACCAACACUCUGACAAUGGCGUUCCCUUUGUCAAAAUGAUCAGGGACAGGGGAAUCCUGGUUGGAGUCAAGGUUGACAAAGGUGUUGUUCCCCUGGCAGGAACUUGUGGAGAAACCACCACACAGGGUCUGGAUGGAUUGUCUGAGCGUUGUGCGCAGUAUAAAAAGGACGGCGCUGUCUUCGCAAAGUGGCGCUGUGUGCUCAAAAUUAGUGACGUCAAUCCAUCAAAGCUGGCUAUCACAGAAAAUGCGAAUGUUCUUGCACGUUACUCUAGUAUCUGCCAGCAGCAUGGCAUCGUGCCCGUCAUAGAGCCAGAGAUUUUGCCUGAUGGUGAUCAUGACCUGAAGCGCUGCCAGUAUGUCACUGAGAAGGUCCUGGCUGCAGUGUACAAGGCCAUGUCAGACCAUCACGUGUACCUCGAAGGCACUCUGCUCAAACCCAACAUGGUCACUCCUGGACACAGCUGCUCCACCAAGUACAGCCCAGAGGAGGUUGCAAUGGCAACCCUCACUGCUCUGCGCCGCACAGUUCCCCCAGCUGUGACAGGAAUUGCUUUUCUGUCAGGAGGUCAGAGUGAAGAGGAGGCCUCUAUCCACCUUAAUGCCAUCAACAACUGCCCUCUGCCCAAACCCUGGGUCCUGACGUUCUCCUUCGGACGAGCCCUGCAGGCGUCUGCACUCAGAGCCUGGAGAGGACAUAAAGAGAACGAGAAAGCCGCCACUGAACAGUUCAUCAAGAGAGCAGAGGUGAACAGUCUGGCAUGUCAGGGAAAGUACACUGGUGGAGAUAACUAUGGAGAGGAUGGCCAGCGCAUUUACGGUUCCUGCCAUGCAUAUUGAAGAGUAUAAAAAGAACAUUUUAACUAGCAGUGUGUUCUUCCACACCAUAACAAGAUAUAUUACAGAGGAGCUGUACUGCAUAUUCUUAGGUUAUUUCAGAAUAUUGGCCUACAUAAUGAUAUUAAAUGAAAUAUCUUGCCUUGACAAAUGAGAACAAUCAGAACAUGGCCUUGGCUGUUUCUAACACAUGUGCUGAAUGAAAGGCUUAUGCUUUACUUGUGUUGUGGCAGUACUUUGACUAGAGCUUUAAAUCCUGCAGUUAAUGUUGCAAUGUCGGCCUAUGUGUGCUUCAGAGUAAUGAUAUUAGUUCAACUCAAAACACAGUUAACUAAAUAGUUAAAGCAGCUGAAUCUAUGCGAUACAGCUCCUAAUCUAUUAUUCAGAAGUUGUUAUGUGAAGCUUCUGUGCUUGUGUGACAGAGAAAGUGGAUUUGUGUAGUUCAUUUUCUUUAUUUAGUUAGCAGUGAACAUGCACAAAUAGACAUAUUGUAAGAGAAUUAGCUUGAAGCUAAUUUGCAUCUACAGUCCCCAGGUAUGAAGUACAAUCAGCUCAAUAAGUAAUAUACAACACAUGCUGAUGUGUUUUAUCAUUCUUAGUAGCAUUAUAUGUCUAAUAAACAUAUUUCAAAUGUAAGUAUUUAGGCAAUAAAACUGUGUUCUAGUAACGUCUGAUUGAGAUGUUUUGUUUUAUGAAGGUUAAACCCUGUAAUUUAAGGGUAUUCUAUAUGUUAUCUAAUGUGUCAAAUGUCCAGAAUUUGGCAUUUAUUUAAUUUAGCAGAAAAGGCAUCUGGCACGUGAUGCUGAAGCGCUUCUGUGAUAUUCUUUGUCAGUUACAGUUCAUUUCCACCAGUCUGUAGUUUGACAUAUGUGUAACUCUGAAUAGUUCAAAAUGUCACAUUCAAACAUUUAUGGACAUGUUUUUUCCAUUUCA